This is a messenger RNA of Triticum turgidum subsp. durum (durum wheat), 1203 nucleotides long. Lineage: Eukaryota; Viridiplantae; Streptophyta; Magnoliopsida; Poales; Poaceae. The record is from the annotation of a GenBank genome assembly.
AUGGACUCGCUCCGCCUCCGGCCGUCCUCGCUCCGCUCCGCGCCCGGCGCCGCCGCCGCCCGCCGGCGAGAUCAUAUUCUACCAUCAUUCUGUUCCAUCCAACGAAAUGGUGAACGGCGAGUUUCUUUGUCCAUCCAAGCGUCCAAAGGCCCUACUGUUGAUCAUUGUAAAAAAUUCUUGGAUUGGAAAUAUUCCAACCAUAGGAUAUCACAUCAAUCGAUAAAUACUUCUGCAAAUGCUGGCCAAUCACUACAACCUGAAACUGAAGCACACGAUCCUGCAAGCAUCUGGAAGCCAAUAUCAUCUUCUCUGGACGCGUUCUACAGGUUUUCUCGGCCGCAUACCAUAAUAGGAACAGCACUAAGCAUAGUCUCAGUUUCCCUACUAGCGGUCGAGAGCUUAUCUGACAUUUCUCCCUUGUUCCUCACUGGUUUGCUGGAGGCAGUGGUGGCCGCUCUUUUUAUGAACAUCUAUAUUGUUGGAUUGAAUCAGUUGUUCGACAUUGAAAUAGACAAGGUUAACAAGCCAACUCUUCCACUAGCAUCUGGGGAAUACUCUCCUGCAAUGGGGGUUGCAAUAGUGUCAGUAUUUGCUGCUAUGAGCUUUGGCCUUGGAUGGGUUGUUGGAUCACCACCUCUGUUUUGGGCUCUUUUUAUCAGCUUUGUUCUUGGAACUGCUUAUUCAGUCAAUCUGCCGUACUUUCGAUGGAAGAGAUUUGCUGUUGUUGCAGCACUCUGCAUAUUAGCAGUGCGUGCGGUGAUUGUUCAACUGGCAUUUUUUCUCCACAUUCAGACAUUUGUUUUCAGAAGGUCGGCAGUCUUCUCAAAGCCAUUGAUAUUUGCAACUGCUUUCAUGACAUUCUUCUCAGUUGUAAUAGCAUUAUUCAAGGAUAUACCCGAUAUUGAAGGGGACCGCAUCUUUGGAAUUCAAUCUUUUAGUGUUAGAUUAGGUCAAAGCAAGGUUUUCUGGACUUGUGUUGGUCUACUUGAGGUUGCCUACGGUGUUGCGAUACUGAUGGGGGUAACUUCUUCCAGUUUGUGGAGCAAAUCUCUAACUGUCAUGGGCCAUGCAAUCCUCGCCAGCAUCUUGUGGAGCAGCGCACGGUCCAUCGAUUUGACAAGCAAAGCUGCGAUAACAUCCUUCUACAUGCUCAUCUGGAGGCUAUUCUACGCGGAGUACCUGCUCAUCCCUCUGGUGAGAUGA